Molecule: messenger RNA, 4362 nt
Organism: Mya arenaria
Lineage: Eukaryota; Metazoa; Mollusca; Bivalvia; Myida; Myidae
Product: hexosaminidase D-like
Exons: 14
Coding region: 1832-3280 (482 amino acids)
Biological process (GO): carbohydrate metabolic process
Molecular function (GO): hexosaminidase activity
Source: RefSeq, a predicted model, not a curated record
GACCCUAGCUCUUUUUCGAAGAGACCCCUUGGUUCUUUUACGUGCUCGGUGUAAAGCACCGAUACACGGGGUACAACUUUCCUGGGUUAAACCAGUACUGAGUACACCACUUUGCCAAGCACCAGACAAGGGAACUACUUGUACCAACUUUUAACGUCUUUUGGUAUGACGCGGCCAGGGAUCAAACCCACGACCUCCCGCUCCGUAGGCGGACGCUUAUCCACUAGGCCACGGAGACAUCAGUGUCUGUUCAUGUUUCGAUGUCUGUAUUUGUUGCAAAGCUUUAAUUUGUUCUUUUGCAUGAUUCAUUAAGACCUCUUAUUUCAAUACUCAUUAAACAUGGGCAGAAAAGAGAACCCAUUUACGGCCAGUGUGUCGUUGCUCUUAAUCUCUUGAAUAGACACAAUGUAUCAGUUUUCACUACAGAAUGUAUCAGCAUACUUCUGAAGGUUAACAUCAAAAAACGCCAAAAUAACAUAGAUACCAUUAAUUCAACUUUGAGAAUAGUAAGAGAUAGCAAAAAACAAAGUGAAAGAAAGAUUGUGUGCCCAAACAGUAGUCCACCUAAAUGGCUGUCCACAUCUUUUGACGAUUUUUUUACUAUGGCAGACAUUAGAAAUUUCAAAUAAUAAAAGAGUAUCCCUGAUCGUUCAUUAUUGUAGUAAGCCCAAAUGAGGGUUUAUUUACUAUAGGGACAGGGCGAGCUCCACGACUGCUAAAACACUAGCUAAAAAUGCUACAAACUGAGCUAACUCAAUAUGUCAGUUUCUUUCGCAUGCUUGCAUGACAUUGUAUAUCAGUAUAUUGCAUAUGGAUUUAACUUUUGAGCUCCAUGUGCGAUCAACUGAAAUAGAUCAAUGUCCCGACUGCUAUGACUUGACAGCUUUGCUAUGACUGCUAUGACCUGACUGCUAUCACAUGACGGCUAUGCCCUGACUGCCAUGACAUGACUGAUAUUACCUGACUGCCAUGACAUGACUGAGAUUAACUGACUGUUAUGACAUGAUUAUUAUGACAUGACUGCUAUGACCUGAUAUGACCUCACUUCUAUGACAUGUCUUCUAAGACAUGCCUGAUAUGACCUGACUGCUAUGAUUUGACUGCUUUGACAUGAUUGCUAUGACAUGAUAGCUAUGACCUCACUGCUCUGACCUUAUAUGACCUCACUUUUAUUCACUGACUACUAUGACCUGACUGUUUUGACCUGACAGGUGACUGCUAUACCUUGACUGCUAUGAUAUGAUAAAUGUAGCUAUGACCACACUGCUCUGAUUUAAUAUGACCUCACUUCUAUACCCUGACUGCUAUGACCUGACUUCUUUGACAUGACCGCUAUGACCUGACUGCUUAUAAUGACCUGACUACUCUGACGUCAGCUACAGUGAAAUAUCAUAAUUUAUGGAUUAACUUAUGUUAAGUUUGAUAAUGACUGCCUUCUAAACUACACAUUAUGGUUUAAAAAAACAUCACCGCUUUAGGGCCUUUGCUUGCACAUCAAAUUUUGUGCCUUCAGGUGGCUUGUUUGCAAAUUAUCAUGCCUCUCAAUUCACCAAUUGUUUUUUGUCACUCUCAUGUAUUAAGGCACUGGCCAUAAGCCUUAGUCUCAAUUACACAGUCUCAAAUGAUGUAACCCAUGAUGACCGUAACCCAUGAUGACCUGCUUACAUGUCAGGUUCUUUAUUAAAUGACAUACACACAAAUGGCCCAAAUACUUGAGACUCAAUAACUGAAUAUUGUACCUCAUGAAAUUACAAACAAUAUUUGAGUCAUAUUCAGAUAAUUUGAAAUAUUAAUUGUUUUAAUAUUUUCCACUUUUUUACAGACUAAAAUAAUGGCAUUGUCACGAACAGACGCACACAAGUUGGUUCAUCUGGAUUUAAAAGGUGCUGCACCUAAAGUUGAAUACUAUCAUUUUUUGUUACCGCUGUUAAAAAGAUUCGGUGCGACAGGCCUACUCAUAGAAUAUGAGGACAUGUUUCCAUACUCAGGAGAGCUGCAGGAAUUAGCCCAGCCUUAUGCAUACAGCAAGGACAAGAUCUGUGCCAUUCAGCAGCUGGCUGCGCAGAAUGGGCUCAUAGUUAUCCCCCUUAUUCAGACAAUCGGCCAUUUUGAAUUUGUUUUGAAGCAUAACAAGUUCCACAGUUUGUGUGAGGUGCCAGGAUUUCCUAGCGCUUUGUGCCCGUCCAACCCAGAUUCAUUAACAGCAUUGAGCCUGAUGAUAGACCAGGUGAUGGCGCUGCAUCCGGCCAUACAGCACUUCCAUGUUGGUGGUGAUGAGGUGUACCACCUGGGCGUGUGUGAACGAUGCAAGGAGAAGAUGGCCCUAGAGAACUGGACACCCCAGCAGCUGUUCUUUGCCCACAUGCGUGCUGUCUGUCUCUAUAUCAAAGAAAAGUACCCACACCUCACCAUCAUUAUGUGGGACGACAUGCUCAGAUUCCUCGAACAACCUGUACUCUCUGAAUCAGGCCUGGGUACCCUUGUGGAGCCGAUGAUAUGGCACUAUCUCCCGUCUUUUCUUCUUCCACCUGACCUGUGGGACCGAUUAUCUAGGGUGUUUCCAAACAUCUGGGUGGCGAGUGCGUUCAAGGGUGCGACGGGCGCGUGUGUGUAUGCCACAAACAUCAUGUACCAUGUGGACAACAACCUUGCCUGGCUUGGGGUCUUAGAACGUAUUAAAUCCAAGUUUGAAAACAUACGAGGCAUUGCAGUCACAGGUUGGCAAAGGUACGACCACUAUGCAAUACUGUGUGAGUUAUUGCCCCAAGCCCUGCCAUCCCUUGCUAUCUGUCUGGCGGUCAUUAGGACAGGCACCUUCAAUGAGGACACCCACAUGUCUGUGUCACAUGACCUCAAGUUCAAUUGUCAGCUCCCUCUUAACCCGUUUGAAGGGAAGGAGGUUGCGUGUUGUGAGUACCCAGGCUCAGACAUCUACACCCAGACAGUUGAGAUGCUGAGGCUUGAUACUGCAUACGAGGAUUUCCUCCACAGUGAAGGGCGUUUGUCAUGGAUGAAUGAGUAUCACAUGAGGCGAAACUUCACCAACCCCAUGCACAUGGGGGCCCUGCUGGGACAGGCUCUAAAGUUGUUUGAUGGGUUAAAGCACCUCAAGGCCAGGUUUGAAGAGUCUUUGAGGAAGGUGUACUACCAAGAUACUGUCAAUGAGUGGUGCGCUGUCUACCUCGACCCCAAAAUAGAUAAAAUGGCCGAGAUAGUUGAGCUGGCUCAAACCCAGAACCACGGCAUGGGCAUCCGCAAAAGACCUGACAUGCUCACUUAACCUUUUGGAAAUAUUAUUUUUUGUUAUGGUUAAUGUUUAGUGAUAUGAUGGAAAAGGAAUUGUGUUUUUAUUUUCUAAAGAGCAUUUUAGCAAUAUUGCAUACAUGUUGAAGUACAGGUACUUAAGAAUGGUUUUUGAUGUUUGCUUUUUUUAUGUCAAUACAAUACAAUUAUCAGUAUUAACAAGUAAAAAUAUGGUUUGUAUUCAUACUAGAUACUGUGAAGUCAUUGAUAUUUGUGGAAUAUUAAUUUUUGUGGUAAUCAACAAAUUUGAGAUCCAAAUUAAUUUGUAUGUUAAUUUUAUAAAUUUUAGUGCCAUGUGUAAAAUGAUAUACAUGUUUUUACAUCAAUAUUAUUCAAAUUAGCAUAUCUUUUUUACUGAAACAAACUGUGUUGUGUUUAUAUGGUGUUUGAAGUUGAAUUGUACAAAGCAGUACAUAAAAAAAUUAUGUUUUUAAUUUCUGGGGGAUACCGUUUGUUUGUUUUUUGCUGUUCAUCUUCAUAUUUCUAUUUUUCUUGCUGUUGUAUGUUUUGAUACAAGUUUUGUUACCUCUCAUGCCAAUGUGGGCCAAGAGUAUGAAUAAAACUUGAAACUUGACAUCUUUUCUAUGCGUCUUUUAACCAAAAACAUAGAUUAAAAGUUUUUUUCUUGGACUUUUCACAGAUUUUUGCCCUGCAUCUAAUACCCCCUAUCGUCUUAUACCCAGUCAUUUACAGUAUUCUUUCCCAGCCAAGGGGCUGUGGGAUAAAUGGAAUUUAGGGAUGUUUGUACACAAUGCCCUCAUCUUCAAAUUCUGGAGGUAUAAAAUAAAUAAUUUUCUAGCUUUUCCUCUUUGUUAAAGAUAGUAUUAAUCAGCUCAUUAACAUUUCCUUAUAAUGAAAUGUCUGUUUAAAUAUAUGUAAAUGAAUGCAUGUUUUUUUUUCCCUUUACUAAGUGUGCAUGCCUUAAUUUUUCGUUUUCUAGAGUUUUUGUAUGCUGUUUUGAUGUGUGUUCAAUACAUUUAUAUUGUUUUUUUUUUUAUUUUAAUGGUCUCCAUUUUGUAUUUUAUAUGCAUCAAAUGAUUAAAUAUAAAAAGGAUAUAA